AUGCUGAAUGCAGCAGAAGGCAUCCUCCUUUGUGUUGUCGCUGGUGAGGCAGUGCUAGGAGUUUUAGGGAAUGCAUUUAUUGCACUUGUGAACUGCAUGGACUAUGCCAAGAACAAGAAGCUCUCUAAGAUUGGUUUCACUCUCACUGGCUUAGCAAUUUCCAGAAUUUGUGUCAUCUGGAUAGUAAUUUUACAGGGAUAUAUAUAUUUAUUCGUUCCACACAUCCUUACUACUAGCAACAUAACUGAAUGCAUUACUUACCUAUGGGUACUUAUCAGUCACUUAAAUGUCUGGUUUGCUACCAACCUCAACAUCCUCUACUUUCUAAAGAUAGCAAAUUUUUCCAACUCUGUGUUUCUCUGGCUAAAAAGGAGAAUUAGUGCAAUUUUUAUCUUUCUGUCAGGAUGCUUGCUUACCUCGUGUUUAAUACGUUUUCCACAAGCGGCGAAGAUAGUAAAGAAUAGUAAAAUGAACUACACAUCCUGGCUCCACCAGUCGAAAUAUGACUUAAUUAUUAACCAAAGUUUAUCCAAUCUGGGAGUGACUUUCUUCGCUGUGGUAUCUCUGAUUACCUGUUUCCUGUUGAUCAUUUUCCUGUGGAGACACAUCAGGCGGAUGCAGUCCGAUGGCUCAGAAUUCAGAGACCUCAACACGGAAGCUCAUGUGAGAGCCUUGAAAGUUCUAAUAUCUUUUAUGAUCCUCUUUAUCUUACAUUUUGUAGGCCUUACCCUAGAAGUAUAUUACUUUAUUCUGCCAUCAAACAAACUAGUCUUCAUAACUGGUUUGACAGCCACAUGUCUCUAUCCCUGCGGUCACUCAAUCAUCCUAAUACUAGGAAACAACCACCUGAAGCAAGCCUCUUUGAAGGCAGUGCAGUGCCUAAAAUGA
Messenger RNA from Psammomys obesus (fat sand rat), 888 nucleotides. Its product is annotated as taste receptor type 2 member 107-like. Gene Ontology annotation, molecular function: G protein-coupled receptor activity. Gene Ontology annotation, biological process: sensory perception of taste; G protein-coupled receptor signaling pathway; detection of chemical stimulus involved in sensory perception of bitter taste. Gene Ontology annotation, cellular component: membrane. The record is from RefSeq and is a predicted model, not a curated record. NCBI's taxonomy places the organism in Eukaryota, Metazoa, Chordata, Mammalia, Rodentia, Muridae. The coding region runs from base 1 to 888 and encodes 295 amino acids. The transcript has a single exon.